Molecule: messenger RNA, 1175 nt
Organism: Solanum verrucosum
Lineage: Eukaryota; Viridiplantae; Streptophyta; Magnoliopsida; Solanales; Solanaceae
Product: 25.3 kDa vesicle transport protein
Exons: 6
Coding region: 199-855 (218 amino acids)
Biological process (GO): retrograde vesicle-mediated transport, Golgi to endoplasmic reticulum; vesicle fusion with Golgi apparatus; endoplasmic reticulum to Golgi vesicle-mediated transport
Cellular component (GO): ER to Golgi transport vesicle membrane; SNARE complex; Golgi membrane
Molecular function (GO): SNAP receptor activity
Source: RefSeq, a predicted model, not a curated record
UACUUGUGAAGACGGGUAUUUACCCGAUUCCCUGAAUCCGAUCCCAAUUCCCAUUCAUUACAACCUUCAUUUCGCUGAAACCGAUCGGAGUUCACGAGAGGAUCAUACAAAAUAGGAAACCGGCGAUCGGAAGUUCAACAGAUCAACCAACAAAGGCUGCACGGACGCGUAUGAUAGUUGUUCGCUUGUUUAAGGAAGAUGGUGAAGUUGACUAUGAUUGCUCGUGUAACGGAUGGCCUUCCAUUAGCUGAGGGGCUGGAUGAUAGCCGUGAUGUUCCAGAUGCUGAUUACUACAAACAGCAAGUCAAGUCCUUAUUCAAGAACCUCUCUAUGGGCCAUAAUGAGGCAUCAAGGAUGUCCAUUGAAAGUGGACCUUACAUUUUCCACUAUAUCAUUGAAGGGCGCAUUUGCUAUCUGACAAUGUGUGAUCGCUCUUAUCCAAAGAAACUUGCCUUUCAGUACCUAGAAGACCUUAAGACUGAGUUUGAGCGUGUUAAUGGAAGUCAAAUUGAAACUGCUGCUAGACCUUAUGCCUUUAUCAAAUUUGAUACAUUCAUACAGAAGACGAAGAAACUGUACCAGGAUACCAGAACUCAACGCAAUGUUGCAAAGUUGAAUGAUGAACUUUAUGAAGUUCAUCAGAUAAUGACUCGAAAUGUACAAGAAGUUCUUGGUGUUGGUGAAAAAUUGGACCAGGUCAGUCAGAUGUCCAGCCGUUUGACAUCAGAAUCCCGCAUAUAUGCUGAUAAGGCGAGAGAUUUGAAUCGUCAGGCUCUGAUACGGAAGUGGGCUCCCGUUGCUAUUGUCAUUGGAGUUGUUAGUCUCCUCUUCUGGGUUAAAAACAAGAUUUGGUGAUGCUGCCAUCAAAUGUACAGCUUAGAAAUGAUGUUACUCCAGCAUCGGACAGUGGGCAACUGACAUGACCACAGUGGCCUUUGUUUUCUGCGGAUGGGGAGAUUCAAGACAUGUCACUUUGAUAAUGUAGAACAGGGGAUGUGAACCAUGACGACUGAAUGUCGCUAAUACUUGAGAAAUGAUAUUUAAUAUGAAUAGCUCAGCAUGUAUUUUUCUUAGUACUCAUCAACAAAACUUGCCUUCCAAUAGGUAUUUGUAAUUCUGAAAUGCCGUUUUAGCUACUUUAGUAUAUGUUUGUAAAUUACAGUGGUAGCCUUAUU